Pestalotiopsis fici W106-1 is the source of this 741-nucleotide messenger RNA. RefSeq lists its product as uncharacterized. The transcript has 2 exons. The record is from RefSeq and is a predicted model, not a curated record. Lineage: Eukaryota; Fungi; Ascomycota; Sordariomycetes; Amphisphaeriales; Sporocadaceae. Bases 1 to 741 code for a protein of 246 amino acids.
AUGUCCAGAUACGUCGAUUCGCACAAGAGCCCCAAUGGACCCGGUGAUGCGCGACCGACGGCCAUGCAAGUUGUCGAGGAUGAGGGCAGACUUGGGACAAUGACCGACAAGGUUUUUCUAGUAACUGGCGCUUCGUCCGGCAUUGGGAUCGAAACAGCCCGCGCCAUGGCUGCAACAGGCGCAAGAGUCUUUCUCGCCGUACGAUCUCUGGAAAAGGGGCAACAGGCCUGCGCCGAUUUCUUGGAUCCAGGGCGCGUGGAACUUGUCGAAUGUGACAUAAGCUCCCUGGAGUCCGUCAGAAAGGCAGCCACCGAAUUUCUUGCAAAGUCUCAGACUCUCAAUGUCUUGGUCUGCAAUGCCGGCAUCAUGAUGGUGCCACAACGAGAGGAGUCUGCUGAUGGCUAUGAGAGCCAGCUCGCAACAAACUAUCUGGGCCACUUUCUCCUCUUUUGGCUUCUGCGCGAUGCCAUGGUCAAGUGCUCAACGACCGAUUUCAAAUCACGUCUGGUAAAUGUUUCCAGCAGUGGACACCACGCCUCUGAAAUCCAGUUUGACGACUUCAAUCUUACAAAAGAUGGCGCAUAUGAUCCCAUCAAGGCCUAUGGGCGGAGCAAGCUUGCUCAGAUAUACAUGUCCAACUACAUUGACCGGGUCUAUGGCUCUCGCGGCCUCCAUUCCCUCAGCGUGAUGCCAGGAAGCAUCUUGACCAACUUGCAUCAGCACAUCCCCGAGUCUGUCUAG